This is a messenger RNA of Stylonychia lemnae, 2886 nucleotides long. The record is from the annotation of a GenBank genome assembly. Lineage: Eukaryota; Ciliophora; Spirotrichea; Sporadotrichida; Oxytrichidae.
AUGAUGCAGAGCAAAUAAGCUAAGAAAUAGGAAAAUAGCGGUGAGCAUGUUAACCAGAAUUACUAAACAGGCAUUAAUGAAUUGUUGAUGACUGCAAGUAAUUCAUAAACACCUUAGAAGUUUAAUCCAAAUGUCUACGGAAUAUUUGAUUCAAAUUAGAGUCCAAUGAGCGAGGGCUUAGAUGUGGAACUUUUAAAAAAAUUUGAUAGUUUCAAAUAGAUUGAUCAGCUUGUCUAGUAAGAUAAAGUUCUAAGAAGCGGAAGAUCAAUUCAAACUCUCAAUCGCAAUUUACUCUAUAAAAAGAAGAUUUGGGCAAGAAAUAGAGAAACAGUGAACAAUCGAUAGAAUAAAACAGUAGUCAAGUUUAUAAUGACACCCAAAUUACUAGUAAUAAUAAGAACUAAAAUCUAACAGAGCGAAUAAAAUAACUUAAUUUAUAAAAAUUCGAUCUCUUCAAAUGAUCCUUUUCAAUCAAAAAGCUUUUAAAAAAUUCUUAGAAAUCAAAAGGAAUCAAAUGGAUCUAUUUAUGGAAAUAUCAUGAAGCCAUCAUAAGUAACCGAUAGAUUAAUAACUAUUGGGAUUUUAUACUAAGCAAAGAAAAGUAAACUUAAGGAGGAAUAAGAUAAGAAAAUAGCAAAUGCAGAGGACAAUAUUGUAAAUUAGAUUAAAAGAAAGCAUUCGAAAGAAAACUUGCAUUCAUUUAGAAAAGAUCCAUCAUAAUCAGAGCUUAAUGUUAACUAAAAUUAGCCAGUUGAGUAAAGACUCUUUAACUUGAAGAGAAAAUAUGAUUAGAAUGUGGCGUAAAGAUAAAAAUAAAAAGAAAUUUAAGAGAUUUCUGAGUUAAAGAACCCAAUGAUAAACAGCAAAAGCUAAAAACUAUUGGAGAAGCAAUCUUAUUUGAAUACUAAAGUAGAGGAUAGACUAUUAGAGGUUGGUAAGAAGUGGAAAGACAAAAAGGAGUAAUAACUAAAAGAAUACAUUGAGGAAAUGGAGAGCAGGGCUUAUCCAGUUUUAACAAUAAAUCAGAGCUAAGUGCAGUAGAGUCAGUAGUAAAAAUCAGCAACAAAGUAAAAAUCUGAUUUGAAAAAUAAUUUCUUUGAGAGACUUAAGAAGUAAAUGGAAAAGAAGGAGAAAAUGCUUGAAAAGCUAAAGAAUUAGUUUGAUGAGGAAUAAAUAAUUAAGUUUCAAAAAGAGAAUUAAAUUAGCAAAAAAGAAGCUGAGUCUCGAUUAAAAGAAUUCGAUCAAAGACUCUAGAAAUAUGAAAACUUGAAGGAAAAUAACAAAACGAAAAUAAUGACAAGAGAGCAAAGUAAGUGCACAUUCAUUCCAUAGAUAAAUGAAUAUUCAAAGAGGUUGCUAACAACUUCAGCAUCAAGAGAGAGACUUCGAGAUGUGUAGACUCCUAGGAAAAAUCAUCAUUCAAAAUGCAAAACAGAUAGGUUCUCUAAAUCCCCUCACACAUCCAGAAGUAUGCACUAAACCAACACAUAGUCCUAGGAUUACCUUGAUAGCAGAUUAAGUAAUUAAAAUAAGCAAUAGACUGAGCAAAGCAAUAGAAGUAUAAGGUCAAGAUCGAAGACACCACAAAGCAUCAAUUAAAGCAAAUAAGAUGAGAUAUUUUCUUUCCAUCCUGUAAUCAAUGAGAAAUCAAGAUAAAUGGCUGAAAGGUUAAUCCUUGGCUAUCAAUAGCAAAGGUAGCACUCAAAUUAGAGAAAUGAGGAUGGAGAUGAGAAUUAGUAUGAUACUACUGUAAAUAAUAACUCCGCUCUUGAACCUAGAUGGAGUCAUCUGUACCGAAAGCAUUUUGAGAUUCAAUAAAAGCAGCACUAAGUUAAGGAGCAGCUCAAGGAGUACUAAGAAUACUAAGAUUCACAAGAAUGCACUUUCAAGCCUGACAUAUCAGAGACAAGCUGGGUUUACUAAAACAUAGGCUAAAUGGGGGAAGUUUAAGAAAGAAAUUAUAUUUGGCAUGAAAACAGAAACCAAAAGCUGAAAUAACUGAAUAAAUUGUUUAAGUAAGAAGAACUUGAAGACUGUACGUUCCACCCACAAACCAUUGCUAUAUAAGCAGAUUACAGUCAAUUAAACACAAAAGCUAUUGAGAAAUUCCUUGAGAGGUGUAAUUAUGCUAAAUAGUUGAAGUAUGAACAAGAACUAAAGGAGGAGCAAAGAUUUGGCUCAGGCAGGAAAUGGAAAAAUUGUAUAACUGUCCCCAAGGCACCGAACUUUGUUGUUGAUUAUUUCGAAAAGUAAAGGCAAAAAGAUCCAUCUCCUAUUAAAUCAGAACUUUCUCAAACUCGAUUAGUAGAGAGGCAAAAUCUUUACAAAGAGGUCACACCAACAAGAAAACAGCUUCUUUAUGAUAAAAAUAGAUCUAAUAGAAGUCAGAAUAAUAACUAAGACAUAUAACUUAGCAACUAAAACUAGAAUCAUUUAGAUAAUUUGCAUCACUUAAUGAAUUAAUAGCAGCAAUAGUUAAAUGAAUAGGCUGACACAAGCAAUAAUAUGAAUAAUGGAAAUCCUAAUUAGCAAUUUAACUAGAAUUAUGGGUAAAUUAAUGAAGUCAACAAUAAUUUUCUCUACACUAUUUAAGAAGCAGAUGUAGAAAAUUCUAAAAUUACAACCUAUGCAUAAAAUACGAGGAGGAUAGGAGACUAUACAAAUAAAAACACACUAGAAAAGCAAAGACCUACAGAUGGGUAGUACGAAAAAGAUAUGCACUUAACAAAUAUAUUCGAUUACCAGAAUUCACUAUAGGAAACUUAAGCCCCAAUUUAAAGAGUAGCAGAUGGGGGUGAAGGAACUUAAUACCAAAAUGCUUUAGAAUUCUUGCAUGAGCAACUGCAUAAAAUUGAAUUUUCCUUUGAUCAAUAGCAAUAAGAUUGA